Molecule: messenger RNA, 768 nt
Organism: Lodderomyces oxycetoniae
Lineage: Eukaryota; Fungi; Ascomycota; Pichiomycetes; Serinales; Debaryomycetaceae
Product: putative uridine kinase
Exons: 1
Coding region: 1-768 (255 amino acids)
Biological process (GO): pyrimidine-containing compound salvage
Cellular component (GO): cytoplasm
Molecular function (GO): uridine kinase activity; ATP binding
Source: RefSeq, a predicted model, not a curated record
AUGCUGAAGGCAAGCACCGGUGACUCUAUAAUAGUACUUCUCGGAGGUGGUCAUGUUUCUGGAAAGAAAACUACGGCAAUAACGGUGAAAAAGGAGCUUAUGUCAAUUAUGCCAAAGAACUCGAUUAAUGUACAAAUCAUAGACAUGAAUGCGUACACAGAUUACUCCAAAUCUUCGGUUGAUUCGCGUAAGUUUCUCAGUAUUGAAACUUCGGCAAUAACGAUUAGGAAGGAAGACAAACAAUACGAUAUUUUAAAACCAUCGAGAUUUGAUUUCAAAAAAUUGAAACAAGAUGUUAAACUUUUAAGUAAACGAAAUGAAGAAGAAGAAGAAGAACCACAGAGGGUAUUGUUAGUUCAUGGCUUAUAUGCUUUAUACGACAAGGAACUUCGAGAUUUGGCACACAUCAAAGUGUUUAUAGAUGGUGAUCCAGAUACUAGGUUGAUACGCUGGAUCGAAAGAGAUGUAUUGGAACGAAAGACCGAUACACUAGAAGGAGUGAUCAAUGCCUACCUCUUUGGAGCUCGAGUCGAGAUGAAUUACUACAUUUUCCCAACAAAGGAGUUUGCCGAUGUAGUUAUGCCCAGAGGUGCAGAACCAAAUGCCGUUAGAUUGGUAAUAGAUGGAGUUUUGCUAUAUUUAACAGGUAAAAAUGCUCACCCUGAACGAUUAAACGUUUCCGGGUACAAUCUACGUCCCACAGAGAUUGGAAUAUUUGAGAGGGAAAGGUUUGAUGUGCAAAAGAAUAAAUUUUAUCAACUAAACUAA